This is a messenger RNA of Phytophthora infestans T30-4, 890 nucleotides long. RefSeq lists its product as uncharacterized. NCBI's taxonomy places the organism in Eukaryota, Oomycota, Peronosporomycetes, Peronosporales, Peronosporaceae. The transcript has a single exon. The record is from RefSeq and is a predicted model, not a curated record. Bases 69 to 890 code for a protein of 273 amino acids.
GCUCUGACAGUGACGGAGAAAUCCCAGCCAAUCUAGAGGUGGCUUUCGGAAUAUGGGGCACGUGUGUGAUGAUCCAGAACCGCACGGUCAGUGAAACGCUACGCAGCUUCCUCAUGCAGUCGGCGAAUCUACAGCCCGGAAUGUACUCGGGGGCUGCCGAAGCCACGUUUACCUGCGCGUCGUUCUUCCAGGAAGGUGUGGUGGGUAUUCACUGCGAGGCUGCACAUGGAUUCUCCGAUGCAACAUGCUCGCGGUCCGAGCGCUCGACAAAUAGCAGUCUUUGUGCAGCGGAGGAUCCGGUCGACAUGCUCCUGCUGGCAUGGGACGAAGACCAAGACCGAGGAACGGCUCACGCGUCUGCUGGUGAACGACAACAAGUGGCAGAGUGGCUAGGCAGGUUUCUACCAGACAUGUGCGGCGCUCCAGGCCACGCGACAGUCGUCCUGUCAGGAAUGGCCACGACGUGUUCAGGACUCACACUGGUGUUGAUCCUUGUCGGCGUUGCUUUCGACAGCCUCCAGUCGCGUCUUGUGCACGGUGGAGCGAUGGCUGCGUUGGUCGCUGGUAGUCUACAGGCGGCGCUGAUAGGCGUGUGGAUGUUCGAGACGCAUGUGCUACACCACGAAGGGAACCACUUCGGUACUGCCUUCUAUCUAGGUGUUGCCAGUACUGUGGUCCAAGCGAUGACGUACUUUGUUGCAAUGCGUCACUUGCGCAUCGAGAAGGACACGUUGGUGGAGCUUGGUCUACUGGAAGACGACGACGAGUCGAUCGAUGAUAUCUUCAAGACGAAAAAGCUGGCGGACGACUGGGACGACGAGGAUAGCGACAUUAGACCAGCGUCGCCUAGAAAAGAGGACGCGGCAAGAAAAGUUGAGCGGGUUGUGUAG